This is a messenger RNA of Amblyraja radiata (thorny skate), 2069 nucleotides long. RefSeq names its product sodium/myo-inositol cotransporter 2-like. Bases 8 to 2026 code for a protein of 672 amino acids. The record is from RefSeq and is a predicted model, not a curated record. The transcript is spliced from 15 exons. Gene Ontology annotation, molecular function: D-glucose:sodium symporter activity. Gene Ontology annotation, cellular component: plasma membrane. Lineage: Eukaryota; Metazoa; Chordata; Chondrichthyes; Rajiformes; Rajidae. Gene Ontology annotation, biological process: transmembrane transport.
UGGAAGCAUGAAGACGAUCGCGGAGAAUGCUUUGUUUCGGACAGCUGGGACUCCCGCCAGCACGUUGAACCCUGAAGAACAAGUUAUCAUGCGCCAGAAGUUGAAUGGGACUGAUAUUGGUGUCCUAGUCGUGUACUUCAUUUUUGUCCUGUUUGUAGCACUCUGGGCUAUGUAUAAGACGAAGAGGAACACUGUCAAAGGUUACUUCCUGGCUGGCAGGAACAUGACUUGGUGCCCCAUUGGAGCAUCGCUGUUUGCCAGCAAUGUUGGAAGUGGCCAUUUCAUUGGUCUGGCUGGGAGUGCUGCUUCAUCGGGCAUUGCUGUCAGCGCCUACGAGUGGUGUGGAAUGUAUGCCUUGAUGAUGCUCGCCUGGCUCUUUCUUCCCAUAUACAUUGCAGCUGGAGUCACCACUAUGCCAGAAUAUUUACUAAAACGAUUUGGGGGCCAAAGAAUUCAUUUCAUCAUCGCUAUGCUUUCAUUAUUUGCAUAUAUAUUUACAAAAAUAUCGGUUGAUAUCUAUGCCGGAGCUAUCUUUAUUCAACUUGCUUUACAAUGGGACCUGUAUAUUGCUGUGAUUGGCCUACUCAUCUUAACUGCAAUCUACACAGUGGGAGGUGGGCUGGCUGCAGUAAUAUACACGGACACACUGCAAACAGGGAUCAUGCUGCUAGGAGCUCUGGUUCUUAUGAUAUAUGCUUUUAUUGAAGUUGAUGGUUACUCAGGCCUCAAAAAGAAAUACUUCCAGGCCAUCCCCAAACUGCAUGUAACAAAUUCAUCCUGUGGCAUGCCAAGGCAUGAUGCCUUUCACGUCUUCCAAGAUCCAAUUAACUCUGAAUAUCCAUGGUCAGGUGUAAUAUUUGGAGCAACUGUAAUUAACACUUGGUAUUGGUGUACAGAUCAGGUCAUUGUCCAGCGAUCGCUUUCUGCUAAAUCAAUUCUCCAUGCCAAAGGUGGAAGCUUGUUUGCAGCCUAUUUGAAGAUCUUCCCAAUUUUCAUAAUGGUGUUUCCAGGCAUGAUCAGUCGAGUGCUUUAUCCCGAUCUUGUGGCUUGUGCAGAUGAACAUACCUGUCGUAGAGUUUGUGGCAAUCCAAUUGGGUGCACUGAUAUCGCUUAUCCACUGCUUGUAAUGCAGCUGCUCCCUGGAGGAGCACGGGGCCUAAUAGUUGCAGUCAUGAUUGCUGCUCUCAUGUCCUCCCUCACUUCAAUCUUCAAUAGUGCAAGUACAUUAUUUACGAUGGACAUCUGGCAUCACGUCCGGCCCCGCUGCUCUGAGUGGGAGCUCAUGAUUGUUGGCAGGAUAUUUGUGUUGAUCCUAGUGGUGGUAUCUGUUUUGUGGAUUCCUCUGGUGCAAGCAAGCCAAGGUGGCCAACUCUUUAUAUACAUCCAAUCCAUUACCUCCUACAUAACCCCACCAAUCGCAGUGGUCUUUGUGUCUGGCUGCUUUUGGAAACGAGCUAAUGAGAGUGGUGCAUUUUGGAGCCUUGCUGCCGGAUUUAUCGUUGGGUUUACUCGACUGAUUUUGGAUUUUGUCUACAGUGCACCGCCAUGUGGAGCAGCAGACACACGGCCAUUAGUUACUAGCAAAGUUCAUUUCUUGCAUUUUGCGCUCCUCCUCACUCUCGUCUCUCUGAUUGUGAUGGUGGUCAUGACUUUCUGCAGUCCAGCCCCGCAACCAGAACAGAUCAGUCAGUUGACCUGGUACACACGCUUUGACAAAUCACCAGAGAAAGAUUCAGAAGUAAAUGUUGCGAUGACUGAAGACACACAUCAACGACCAGAUGAACACACAACACAUCAGAUCACCAAAGAAGAAGGCGACAUUGUGCAAGGUGUGACGUCAAAGCUAAUACGCUUUCCCAUGUGGUUCUGUGGGAUGAACACGAAACGUGUGGACGCUGCUUUUAUUAUGGAUGAAGAAAAAAAUACUCUCACACUGUACGAGAGUCGCCGCAUGCGCUACGUUGUAAAUAUUAAUUUGGUAAUUUGUAUGUGUUCGACAAUCUUCCUUUAUGUUUAUUUUGCUUGAGACAAUAAAAUAAAUGUAUGUUUACAAAGUAAUAUAUCCUUGA